AGAGAGAGAGAUCCACAUAAAGUUAAUCUUUAGAGUCGGCCGUGAAAUGCAUCACAAUUGAGUUGGGAGAGAGACACAGACCCUCAGCAGAGAAACAGAAGAAGGUCUCAGCAGCAGGAUCGUCCAGCUUCAUCUUCCUCACCGUCUUCCUCGUCCUCCAUCAUGUCGAUUCUUCCUCUGCGCCGUAAAAUGCUGCAGCAGGUCUGGAGGCUGAGAGGCGUCUUCAUCCUGGUGUGCAGCCCGUUCCUGCUGCUGCCCAUGGCAGUCAGCACCCCGGAAGCGGCCUGUGCUUACGUCAUAGCCCUCAUGGCGGUGUAUUGGUGCACGGAGGUGCUGCCUCUGGCGGUGACGGCGCUCCUGCCGACCAUCCUGUUCCCCAUGCUUGGCAUCAUGGAGUCCAAAGACGUGUGCAUGCAGUACCUGAAGGACACCAACAUGCUCUUCGUGGGGGGGCUCAUGGUGGCUGUGGCCGUGGAGCACUGGAACCUACACAAACGCAUCGCACUUAGAGUUCUGCUGCUGGUUGGAGUCCGUCCUGCGCUCCUGAUGCUGGGCUUCAUGGGUGUCACAGCCUUCCUGUCCAUGUGGAUCAGCAACACAGCCACCACUGCCAUGAUGGUUCCCAUUGUCCAGGCCGUCCUGGAGCAGCUCAACGGCAAAGUGGGCCCUGCAGCCUCCUCCAGCAGCCAAAGCCAGUCCCCAACUCUCCAAAAGAAACAUCCCGAGACAAGGUCCAGCAUACCUCCAACCAGUGAGUCGGGUAUUUCAGAAGAAGCUGUGAGAGGACAGGUGCAGACGCCAGGCAGUUCAGAAGAAACCAAACUGUCACCUGGGCAGGAAGUGAUGUCACAGGACCCCAAAGAUGAAGAGGCUGUAAAACCAACACCUCAAGACAAACCCCCAUCAGACCACAGCAGAGCAGUGGUCCUGAACCUGGGAAACGCCGGCACCGACACGGAGCUGGAAGAACUCACCGACGAGGAAGACGAGACCAGAAGGGUCAGCAAAGGCCUCCUGCUGUGUGUGUGCUAUGCUGCCAGCAUCGGAGGGAUCGCCACCCUGACAGGAACCGGACCAAACCUGGUGCUGGUGGGACAGAUGAGCCAACUCUUCCCACAGAACGGUGAUGUCAUCAACUUUGCAUCGUGGUUUGUGUUCGCCUUCCCCACCAUGGUGCUGAUGCUGGCGCUGGCCUGGUUCUGGCUGCAGUUCCUCUACAUCGGCAGCAACCUGUGGAGCAUGUGGGGCUGUGGUUCGGUCCCGUCUGAGAAAGAGAAGGCGGCAUACGAGGUGAUCAGGGAGGAGUACGACCGACUGGGGCCCAUGAGCUACGGCGAGGGCAGCGUCUUGGCGCUCUUCGUCCUUAUGGUGGUGCUGUGGUUCACCCGAGAUCCCCGUUUCAUGGAUGGCUGGGCCACCCACACCUUCAACGCCAACGCUGAGUUCGUCACGGACGCCACCGUGUCGUUGUUUGUGUCCAUGCUGCUGUUCGUCCUGCCCUCAGAGCCGCCGCUGUACCUCUGCUGCUGGAAGAGCUGCGACUCAGGUGAGCAGCGCUGCAGCCGAGUGGCACUCCGCCUCCAACAGGUUCAGACAGGUUAUUGUGUCUCUGUCCAAUCAGAGAGCCAGGCUUCUCCAGGCCCCGCCCCUCCUCUGCUCACCUGGCAGGUGACUCAAAAGAAGAUGCCCUGGAACAUCGUGCUGCUGCUGGGAGGCGGUUUUGCUCUGGCCAAAGGAAGCGAGGUGUCCGGCCUGUCUCAUUGGCUCGGUACUCAGAUGACCCCGCUGCACUCCAUCCCCCCGUGGGCCAUCGCCAUCAUCCUCUGCCUCCUCAUCGCCACCUUCACUGAGUGUGCUAGCAACGUCGCCACGGCAACCCUCUUCCUGCCUAUUCUCGCCUCCAUGUCGCAGUCCAUAGGCAUGAACCCGCUGUACGUCAUGAUCCCUUGCACCUUGAGCGCCUCCUUUGCCUUCAUGCUGCCAGUGGCCACACCCCCAAACGCCAUUGUCUUCUCUUCUGGGUUCCUCAAAGUGUCUGACAUGGCAAAGACAGGCGUGGUCAUGAACAUCAUUGGGAUUGGCUGCAUCAGUCUGGCCAUCAACACCUGGGGGCGUGUCCUGUUCUCUCUAGACUCCUUCCCUUCGUGGGCCAAUGUCACCACACCAGAGUAGAGCCAACAACCUCCUACCAACCCAGAAUAUGGUGUUUGAAACACGGACUCAGUUCUUUCAGCUUCUCCAGAGAUCCACAAAGUUACUGAGUUAUUGAAGGUCAAACCUGCUCAGUCACAUUAUUUAUGAGUGGAAAAUAAUAGUAGAUAACACAAAGAGCAAAAACAAUCCACAUUUAAUAUAAACUAGCAAAUAAAAACAGAACUUCUGACCUGUCCGGAGUGAACCCCACCUUCACCCAACCAGAGCUAUGUUAGGCUCCAACAACCCCGUGACCCAAUGAGGGAUACAGUGGGUUAAGAAAAGGGACGGACGGAUGGAUGGAUGGAUGGAUGGAUGGAUGGAUGGCAAAUACAAACAUUUUAAUAAUGAAAUCUAAAUUUCAUGCAGAUCUAUUUGGUUUUGACUUCCCUCACAGAGACUGUGUGCCUACAUGACAUUUUUAAGUAGAAACUGUAGAGAAGUAUAAAAGUAUUUACUCAAUUUACUGUUCACAAACCUUUUAACCAAAAACGAUGGACAAGACUUUACAGUUUUUAAUCUAAGUGUCUUUUUAAAGCAGCAGAAGAAACCUUCUCUAAAGUAAAACAUGUCUAUUGUUCUUAGAGGACAGUGAAGUUCUCAGUGAACCUUCAUUUCAGCAGCUCAGUCAGUUCAGAACCAGUUCACUUCAGGAAAUGAAGUUUGGGUUGGAGCCUGUUCAUGUUUUCUCAUAGAAACCAGUUUCUCCGAACUGUGAAGACGUCUUGAGUUGCAGUGGUUUGAAUCUGUGGAUUAUUAUGGAGGUUUUCAGUUAUAUAUAAAGCUAUUGAGGUAUCUGUUUGUGUGUGUUUAUGUGUGUAUGAAUGAGUGUGUUGUGUACAUAUGUAACUUCCUGUUUUGUACAACCCUGUUGCUAACUCCUUUACUUGUUAAUAAAACAUUAUCACUCAAACA
Molecule: messenger RNA, 3108 nt
Organism: Oryzias melastigma (Indian medaka)
Lineage: Eukaryota; Metazoa; Chordata; Actinopteri; Beloniformes; Adrianichthyidae
Product: solute carrier family 13 member 5
Exons: 12
Coding region: 163-2172 (669 amino acids)
Biological process (GO): monoatomic anion transmembrane transport; citrate transport
Cellular component (GO): membrane
Molecular function (GO): citrate transmembrane transporter activity; sodium:dicarboxylate symporter activity; succinate transmembrane transporter activity
Source: RefSeq, a predicted model, not a curated record